UGAUUUUUGGGCAGGCGAACUCAACGGUCCUCUGUUUCCUGCCUGUAUCCGGGUCCUGUAUGGAAGCCCGUGCGAGGCUGUCCCGGAGACCCCGCGCUGCCUGCACCUCUAUCGUCUCGGUUGACAUGGACGAUGAAGAUGGCAGGUGCCUGCUAGAUGUCAUUUGUGACCCAGAAGCACUCAACGAUUUUCUUCAUGGAUCAGAGAUACAUCUGGACACUGACGACCUUUUGGAUGGCUCUAACGACCCCUCCAGCUCGUUCUUCUCUUCUGUUGGGUGCCACGUUCCAGAGGUCCCACCCCCAGUCCAGCUGUCGUCCAAUGAGCAGCAAGGCCUGCCCCGGGUCAGCGUGGACCUGGACUUCCUGGAAGAUGAUGUCAUCCUGGGCGGGUCGCCGGGCGACGACGGUAGCAACGCCAUGGAGCCAUGCGACAUCCUGCAGCAGAGCCUGGCGGAGGCUAACAUUACAGAGCAGUCCCUGCAGGAGGCCGAGGCAGAGCUGGACCUGGGCUCCUUCGACCUCACCAUGCCAGGUCUGACUCAGGUGGUCCAGACCCUGCCCUGUACAGACAGCCUGACUGGGUCUGGAGGGACCGCUGUGGGGGUGGGGCUCUCCAUCUUCCCUGAAGCUCAAGGCUCCUCCCCUCCCCAGGCCACAGCUGACAUGCUGGGCUCGGUGCUGGCCCAACAGGGCCUGGAGUUUGGGCCACAGGUCAUGAACAAGGCCCAGGCCAUCAGUAUGCAGCCUUUCAUGCAGCAGGUGGCAGGCCUGGGUAACGUCACCCUUCAGCCAAUCACCUCCCUCCAGGCUCUACCUAACGGCUGUCAGUCAGGACACCUGGGGCUGGGACUGGGGCAGAUACAGGUGAUGGGCCAGCCCACUGUGAUGACUAUGAACCAAUCAGGACAGUCCAUCCUGGCCAAGGGUAUGGGAGGAUACCAGCUGCACCAGCCUGGCCCCGAGGUACAGGGGGCUGGUGGGCAGGGUGGACUUGGAGGAGGACUUCUGAUCCAAGGGGGAAAAGCCACUCUGGGACCUCCUGCUUUAAACGGACCAGCGGUGUGCGGUACCACAGGAACCUUGGUUGGGUUCAGUAGCCCCGGACUGGCACAACAUGGGCAGAACCAUCCCCAAGGACAGAUCAUGCAGAACUUGAUCGUCCAGCGAACUCCGACCCCCAUCCAACCCAAACCCCCUCAGGGGGGCGCAGCCAUCCAGCCCAAACUGUUUAAGCAGCAGCAGCAGGCCCAGCCACACGCCUUCCAGAAUGAAGCCAACAAGGCUCUAGGGGUGCAGCAUGUCCCUGUCUCCACUGCCCAGAAUGUAGCCUUCCUGACAGGCAAGCCUGGCGCCAACGUGGUCCUGACCUCCCAGGCAGGGCUUCCCCAACAGGCUCUGUUCAAACAGCAGACAGCCCACCACCCUUCUGGGAAAGCACUCAGUGUCCACCUGCUCAACCAGCCCGGCAGCAUCAUGCUGGGGGGCCAGAACCACCAGUUCCUCCUGCCACAGCAGCUAGCCGGGGGUCAGAUCCUCACGCAGCACCCUGGGGGCCACAUCAUCACCUCCCAGGGGCCUGGGGGCCAACUGAUAGCCAAUCAGAUCCUGGCUCAGCACCAGAACAUCAACCUGGGCCAGGUGCUGAUGUCUCAGGGCCACAUCCAGCUGCAGCCGGGUCAGAUGGGUGUGGGACAUCAGCUUUUCCAGAUGCCUGUUACCCUCUCCCAGAGCCAGACCCACCCGGUCACGGGCCACCAGGCCCACACGGUGAUCCAGGGCAUGCCCCUGCAGAACUCCCUGGCCAUGCUGAGCCAGGUGGAGGGGGUGAGUCCUGCUGUCAGCCUGCAGCCCGCUCUGCAACCGCAGCCGGGGGGCGUUCCCAGCAGCGGGAUGGGUGGGGCAGCUGCCAUGGCACAGGGCCAGCCUGGGGAGAGUGGGAGCUGUACAGACCAGGCAGCCCAUCCUGGACAACCCCCCCAACACUCCUCCAUCCUUUCUAUGCAGACUGGGCCCUCUGUCUCUGUGGCUGUCUCUGUCUCCUCCUCUUCUCCAUCCUUAUCUGUGUCCUCCACGUCAGCCCAGCAACAACACAGCCCCGGGAGCAGGGUGCUCUUCACAGGGCCACAGGGCUCUAGCAUGAUCCUCAGCCAGGAACACCUACAGAUGUUUCUCCAGCAGAUGCCCCAGGCGGCUGGACAGCAGUUGAAGCUCCAGAGCCUGUCCCCCUCCCAGCCCCUGGCCUCCCACACUGCUCCCCCUCUGUCGGACAGCCCUCAGCCCUCCCCCUUCCCCCUGCAGUCCCCCCACCACCAUGGCCAGUCCCGCACCCCCUCCCAGCCACAGACCCCUGUCCGCUCCUGCACCCCCUCAUCUCUUCCCCCAAUGUUCAUUAUCCACAACCAGAUCCCUGGCUCCCCCCAGCCUGCACAACAACAACAACAACAGCAGCAGCAACAGAUGCACAUCCAGUCCCGGCCCCCCUCCCAGCCUGCUCCCUACCAACCUGACGUCCCCCCUCCCACCUGCUCUCCCAAACCCUCCCAGACUCUCCAGGGCCCUCCUGCAGGGUUCCAAUUUACGGUGCCUGAGGUGGGGGCCCCCGGGGGUGGAGUGGUGAAGACCCAGGCUCAGCCCAUCGCUCAGCCCUCUCCACAACAGAAACUACAGCAGGUCCAACAGAACAUUUUACUACAGGCCAAACAACAGCAGCACAGCCAACCCCAAACUCCACCCCAACAACAAGCCCAGUUCAGCUCACAGCAAGAUGUGCCUGCUCUUCUGAUCCCACAACAGGCCCAGUCCAGCUCACAGCAAGAUGUGCCUGCUCUUCUGAUCCCACAACAGGCCCAGUCCAGCUCACAGCAAGAUGUGCCUGCUCUUCUGAUCCCACAACAGGCCCAGUCCAGCUCACAGCAAGAUGUGCCUGCUCUUCUGAUCCCACAACAGGCCCAGUCCAGCUCACAGCAGGCGUCUGUGCUGGUCAAGACUCCUGCCACAGCAUCCAAUGACGUGCAGGUGUUCUCCGGAGUGCAGGGUCAAGGCGGAGUUGAGGUGAACCAAGGGGGCGUGGCUCCAGCUAGUUUUAACCAUCCUCCCGGUCAACAGUCACUACACCAGUCUGUGCAGUCAAAGACUGAAGGACUGAUCGGUCAGAUGGGGGUGAGGAGCCUGGGGAUGAUCCAGGUGAUCGGGUCAGGUCUGGGUCAAAUGACGUCAACACAGCAGCACACCCCUGGUCUGGUCUCGCUACAAACACAGACUGCUACUAUGAAGAUGCCUUUCAGUAUUGCUGAACCCAGCAAGGAAGCCAGGAUGUUGGAGCAGCUGAGGAAGCAGCAGGGUUCAGUCCUCCACCCAGACUACAGCUCUUCCUUCCAGUGUUUUGAAGACACCCUGACCCGCCUGGUGCCUUACCACCUCUACCAGGGCACCGCCACCGCACCACACGACUACCACAGAGUGGAUGAUGAGUUUGAGAGUGUUUCCAGCCAGCUCCUGAAGAGAACGCAGGCCAUGCUGGAUAAAUACAGACACCUGCUUUUUGAGGAGUCAACGCGCCUUGGCCCGUCAGCUGAGAUGGUAAUGAUGGACAGGAUGUUUAUUCAGGAGGAGAAGAUCUCUCUUGGACAGGACCGCAUCCUCGCCAGGGACAGACCUGAGGAGUACGUUGCCAACUCGAAGCUGCUGGAGCGGGAGAGUGUAGCUGCCAGGGUGCCCCAGUCUGCUGAGCCCAGCGUCGUGUGGAGUCGUGUAUCUGUGGCAGGGACAGAUACAGGUCCUACCCCCAUCACAGCUUCAACACCGGCCCACUUCCCCUCCACCAAGCUGGUGAUAAAGCAGGGAGGAGCGGGGGCAUCUGCCUCCUGGUCCAGCUCCCCAGCUCCUGUAGCCAGGUCGGGGUCAGGGGUCAGACAGACAGUUGACACCCAGAGUCACAGCUCCUCCUUCAGCCACGGUCCUCCGCCUCCUUCCUCAUCCAGCUCCUCCUACCGCUCCUUCUCCUCCAACUCCUCCUACCGCCCCUCCUCUCGUCCAGCUGAUGAUGAUGAUGAUUCUCUCCCCCAGAGGACCAGUAAACCUCCCAUGAAGACUUACGCCGCCCGCCCACGCAUCGGCUUGAAGCUCAAGAUCAAACAGGAAGCGGGGUUUAGUAAGGUGGUACACAACACCGCCCUCGACACACCAUCCACACCCCAGCCUCAAGCCCAACUACACCCCACCACCCAGCCACAAUCAGCACUGACGCACCCAAAAGCCCGAGCCGUAGCAGCACUAGCCACGCCUCCUUCUAUAACUACUGUCAUUAGGACUCCACCCCCUACCUGUAAUGCCACUUCCUCGGCAACGGUCUCCAUAGAAACCACACAGGCGACCCCCAUCCCCCUCCAGAGAGUCACAGCCCCCCCACCCCCCUCCUCCUAUCACCCUUGGUCUUCAUCAUCAACGACAACACCAUCCUCAUCCUCUUUCACUGCUCAGAUUAACGGAACGUUAGAACAUCACAAUGUGGGUGGAGUCGAGCGUAACCCCGCCUCCACGGUCACUCCUCCUCAGACCACUUGCCGCCUACCGCUAAGGAAGACUUACCGGGAGAACAUCAGCCCGCGCGUCCGACCGGGCGUACCGGGAGGAGGAGGAGACAGUGUCCCGUACCCCCGUCCCUCCCCCUCACCCCCCAAAUCUCCCCUCCCGCCCUCCUCACCCUCUGCCCUCUCGGAGCGGACAGUGAUCGCCAACGUGAAGUUGGAGAAGAGAGGAGGCAGCUCCAGGGAGGUGGGCUCCCACGCCCACACAGAGCCCAGCCGAGAGGCCCCAAGGCUGGGGAACUCCACCUCCUCCUCCCCUGGCUUAGGUCUGGAGGUGUUGUACCGCGGCAUCAAAAACACAAACACCCACCCUCACCUCUCAGACAGAACCAGAGACGGUGAGGGGGAGCAGGGGGACAGAGGAGGGGACAGAGGAGGGGACAGAGGAGCGGACAGAGGGGGGGACAGAGGAGCGGACAGAGGGGGGGACAGAGGAGCGGACAGAGGGGGGGACAGAGGAGCGGACAGAGGGGGGGACAUGGGGAGGUGUAAAAGGGUGAGCAGUAAAAACCAUCAGAGGUCAGGGAGUGGAACGUUCAGAAUGGACCAGCAUGCCCCUGGGCCCCCGUCCACGCCGCCAGAUGCUUCCUGUUACAGAGACUCAUCACUUCCUGCUAAGCGCUGUAAGUCGGACUCCCCUGACAUGGACAACGCCUCCUUCUCCUCCGGUUCCCCGCCACACGAUGAGUCUCUUAACGAGCACCUGCAGUGUGCUAUCGACUCCAUCCUCAACCUGCAGGGCCAGGUCCAGGGGCCCCCGCCGCGCGGGUCUAAAGGGGGCCCCGUCAGGCCACAGCGCGCCAUGGGCCCCCAGUCCUCCUCAAACACACACAGACCCUCCUCCUCUUCCUCAUCCUCCUCCUCUUCUCAGGUUGGAGGCAGAGGACGCAAUGGCGGCCUGGUGCCACAGACUCAAGGCAGAUAACACACACACACACACACACACGGGACAGUAGAGACUGAAGAGGAGGAGAGGCGGACAGAGACGUCUCGCUGUGUUUUAAUGAACCGUUUGUCCAUUUAAAUGUAGUCUACUUUACAACAUGACCCAAUGCUCACAGUCUCUCCAUGGAUGAGUGGAUGAUGACUCUCUCUCUCUCUCUCUCUGUGUGUAAAAAGGUAUCGUGUUUUACUCUGGAAGUCUCCUCUGCUCUCUCUCCAAUCCACGCUCAAUCAUUCAUUAGAAUAAUUAGUCUUGGUUUUUCAUUCACAGGCUGUAUUCCCAUUACAUUCCUUAGGUCGUCAUGGUCUGUCUGUCUGUCUCCUGGUGAAGAAAUAACACCGUGGUCAUGUUCACUAGGUGAAACAGGUGAAAAAGAAUCUGAAACUAUACAAACUAGUCCAAUAAGAACACAGAUUUUGUUUUUCUGUUGCAAACGGUUUUACUACGGUGUGCCCUACUGAACACUAUUGAGGGGACACUCCCUACAGCCUGCGGUCACUAGGUAGCCCACACCAGGAAGAGAGAGGUCUGGUUUAGAACGCCCUACAGCCUGCUGUCACUAGGUAGCCCACACCAGGAAGAGAGAGGUCUGGUUUAGAACGCCCUACAGCCUGCGGUCACUAGGUAGCCCACACCAGGAAGAGAGAGGUCUGGUUUAGAACGCCCUACAGCCUGCUGUCACUAGGUAGCCCACACCAGGAAGAGAGAGGUCUGGUUUAGAACGCCCUACAGCCUGCUGUCACUAGGUAGCCCACACCAGGAAGAGAGAGGUCUGGUUUAGAACGCCCUACAGCCUGCGGUCACUAGGUAGCCCACACCAGGAAGAGAGAGGUCUGGUUUAGAACGCCCUACAGCCUGCUGUCACUAGGUAGCCCACACCAGGAAGAGAGAGGUCUGGUUUAGAACGACCUACAGCCUGCUGUCACUAGGUAGCCCACACCAGGAAGAGAGAGGUCUGGUUUAGAACGCCCUACAGCCUGCUGUCACUAGGUAGCACACACCAGGAAGAGAGAGGUCUGGUUUAGAACACCCUACAGCCUGCUGUCACUAGGUAGCCCACACCAGGAAGAGAGAGGUCUGGUUUAGAACGCCCUACAGCCUGCUGUCACUAGGUAGCCCACACCAGGAAGAGAGAGGUCUGGUUUAGAACGCCCUACAGCCUGCUGUCACUAGGUAGCCCACACCAGGAAGAGAGAGGUCUGGUUUAGAACGCCCUACAGCCUGCUGUCACUAGGUAACCCACACCAGGAAGAGAGAGGUCUGGUUUAGAACGCCCUACAACCUGCUGUCACUAGGUAACCCACACCAGGAAGAGAGAGGUCUGGUUUAGAACGCCCUACAGCCUGCUGUCACUAGGUAGCCCACACCAGGAAGAGAGAGGUCUGGUUUAGAACGCCCUACAGCCUGCUGUCACUAGGUAGCACACACCAGGAAGAGAGAGGUCUGGUUUAGAACGCCCUACAGCCUGCUGUCACUAGGUAACCAACACCAGGAAGAGAGAGGUCUGGUUUAGAACGCCCUACAGCCUGCUGUCACUAGGUAACCAACACCAGGAAGAGAGAGGUCUGGUUUAGAACGCCCUACAGCCUGCUGUCACUAGGUAGCCCACACCAGGAAGAGAGAGGUCUGAUUUUACCGUAUCAUCACAUACAGAUCCAUGUGUCUUCUUUCCAUAUCGGGAUUUCUAUCAGCAUCACAAAUAGAGUUUCUGGUUCAGCCUGUUGUCCAUGUGUCCCCCAGGUCAACUGUCCUCUUCUCCUGUUGUCCAUGUGUCCCCCAGGUCAACUGUCCUCUUCUCCUGUUGUCCAUGUGUCCCCCAGGUCAACUGUCCUCUUCUCCUGUUGUCCAUGUGUCCCCCAGGUCAACUGUCUUCUUCUCCUGUUGUCCAUCAUCAUAUUCAUGGUGUAUCACUGGUUUUAAUAGUGAGGUGACUGCUCUCUGACUGACUGUUGUGGGUUGACUGUUGUGGCUUCUCUCUGACUGACUUGUGGGUUGACUGUUGUGGGUUGACUUGUGGGUUAAUCUCUGACUGACUGUUGUGGGUUGACUGUUGUGGGUUGACUACUGUGGGUUGCUGUCUGACUGACUGUUGUGGGUUGACUUGUGGGUUAAUCUCUGACGGACUGUUGUGGGUUGACUGCUGUGGGUUGCUGUCUGACUGACUGUUGUGGGUUGACUGUUGUGGGUUGACUGCUGUGGGUUGACUGCUGUGGGUUGACUGUGGGUUGCUCUCUGACUGACUGUUGUGGGUUGACUGUUGUGGGUUGCUCUCGGUCUCUAAUGGAACCACAUUACUGUAUUGGUGAGGUGCUAAUGAAGACGUGGUGAUGAAAUCGCCUGUAUGGUAAAACACAUCUCUUCUGUUGUGAAUGUCUCUGGUUGUCCUGGCAACUGGUCUUUCUGUCCGGUUCAAUAUGUUCGAUGCAUUUCAGUCAACACACAGACGGCCACCCUUACCCCCCCAUCAAUGUCCAUCCAUCCCUCUCUUCCUCCAUGUCAUCCCUCUCUUCCUCCAUGUCAUCCCUCUCUUCCUCCAUGUCAUCCCUCUCUUCCUCCAUGUCAUCCCUCUCUUCCUCCAUGUCAUCCCUCUUCAAAGCCCAGUGGAGAAGUCAAACCCAAACGCAGCGAGAGCAACAACAACAACAACAUGGACAAACAAACUAAUGUACAACAAAACCUGAAGAGAAUUGGUAGUAUAUUAUUACAGAUUAAUUUUGUAUUGUAUUUAUUGUGUAUAAUGACACUUUUUAAAAAAUAAAUGUACAUUUAGUAAAACUGUAAA
Molecule: messenger RNA, 8313 nt
Organism: Oncorhynchus kisutch (coho salmon)
Lineage: Eukaryota; Metazoa; Chordata; Actinopteri; Salmoniformes; Salmonidae
Gene: bicra
Product: BRD4 interacting chromatin remodeling complex associated protein
Exons: 14
Coding region: 60-5513 (1817 amino acids)
Biological process (GO): positive regulation of DNA-templated transcription
Cellular component (GO): SWI/SNF complex
Source: RefSeq, a predicted model, not a curated record